AUGAGUGGACACUACGUCCAGCACGUCUUCAUUGCUCGACGCGGUGAGGAAGCCGACCACCUAAACAACUGGAUUGGAGUCGGCACUUCGAGACAAGAACGCAGCGCCACAUUCCUUUCUCCUGCUGGAGCGAGUCAAGCGGAGUACCUUGGAGAGAAUUUUCGAGAAAAGGGCGUCACCCACAUUUUCGCGGGGUUGACAGAGAGCAGCGUCGAGACAGCUGAUGGGGCACAGCGUGCAAUUGGCAAAACGUGCAAGACACAUGGAGGCAAGGAAACUCUGGAAGAGAACAUCAUGUAUUUUCAAGAGGCGAACGCGCUUCACAAGCUGCUGAAUCACUAUCCUUCCAAGAGCGUUGCCUUCAUCUGCGACUCCGGCUCGAUCGUCCACCUCUUGACGCAUUCUCUGCAGAAAGGCAAAGGAAAAAGCGCGGCGGGGUGCUCCCUCGAAAGCGCGCUCUUUUGGGGCGGUGUGCCUUGUGGAAGCGUGACGGAAAUUGCUUUGACGAGAGAUACACAGGCAGGCAAUGCCAUUGUCGAUGCUCGUCUUGUCAGCGUCGCGAAACAAAUCUACAGGGCGCCGCCCCGGAGCGCCUCUCCCUUAAUGUGGAGCAAGAGCGGCGACACAGUUCCGAGUUCCUGGGCUUUUGGGUUGGGCUGUUAUGCCCCGCAACUGGACGCCGCCGAGGAGGUUUUCAGCGACGCAGAGGAAAGAGACGAACGGCACGGCGGCGCAUGCGACACGCCGGCCGAGGAAAAGAACUACGAGGAGGACCGAAGCGCAGCAGCCGCUAGCCCCGUCUCCGAUCCCGCUCUCGCUUGCUUCAUGAAUCUUUGCGGCUCCAAGGGACGAGUGGAGGCGAACGAGGCUGUUUUGGUGGCGUAUAUGAAAGGGCUGGCGCCGUCUCCUGAAGAUUUGGCUAGAUGGGACGCCGAGCAUGGCCCCGGGGUGAAGCACUCGCAACUCCAAACGUUCCUCGCUUUCUGCGUCCACACACCCUCCUACCUGGCGUCUGCAUUUGCGGCCUACGACGAAUCAAACACCGGCUAUGUCAGUCGUUUCACUCUGGUUUCGCUGUUGAUGGUUCUGACACAAGACCCAAACACGGAGCAACACGUUGACAUCCUUCUCAGAAAGUUCGGUCUGUACGGUGACGGAAGGAAAGUUAAUUACAUCAAGUUCGCCGACGCGCUUCUGCAGCCAACGCCGAACAUCGGAAUCGCCCCAAGCCUGGCCGCGCCGCUGGGACCGUCCCUUUCCUCGGCACCUGCUGCGUCGUCGCGCCCGGGUGCAUCGUGCAAUCAGUCCACGAUGGGUGCCGAGGAGAGAGGAACAGAAGAGGAUUUCUCCGGCGUGACGCAUGUGACAACCGUUGACUCGACAGUUGGAAUGACUGCAGUUUCCCCAACGCCAGAAUUCCCCGCAGCUCAGUGCGCCUCUUUGGAGGUUCAGGCGUUCGUCGAGUUUGCAGGUUCCAAAACGGCCACUCUCACGCCUGACCAGGCGUGCGAAGCAGCCAAAGAACAGCUGGGCCUCCCAGCCACUCCACAGGACAUCGAAGCUUUUGAGCGUGAAAGCGGAGAGAGAGUCCCCAAUUCCGUGGACUUGAAAACUUUCCUCAGAUCCGUCGCGUUCGCCCCCCCUCGUUACGAGGCUUUCACGCACGCUGCGAGGAAUGGCGUCAUUUCCCUCUCGGAUGCAACCAAGUUGUUCCCCCUUUUCGGAGUUCUCGUCGAUGUGCAUCCGAUGGAUGCUCAGCAGUUUUCCAGCGGCAAGCAAAUCCAGGUGAUGGAUUAUGCAACCUUCCAGCUGUUUACCCACUUCGUCCAAGCUCGGCACGCGGCUUUCCAGCAGCAAGCGAACUCCGGGAAAAUUAAACGAAAGACGUUGCUGAACGUGCUCGCCAACUGGGGCGAAUCGAUGAACGCCGAUGAGGCAGAGCGUCUCCUCACGGCACCCGGGGGCGCGGAGGAGUAUGUCGACUACAGGGUUUUUGUUUCUAGAAUCAUGCAGCCGAGCCCUCUACUGCAGUGCUAA
This is a messenger RNA of Neospora caninum, 2037 nucleotides long. RefSeq lists its product as hypothetical. The transcript has 15 exons. The record is from RefSeq and is a predicted model, not a curated record. The coding region runs from base 1 to 2037 and encodes 678 amino acids. Lineage: Eukaryota; Apicomplexa; Conoidasida; Eucoccidiorida; Sarcocystidae.